UCGUAGAUCUACAGGCCUGGACUGGUUUUCUACUGGAUCCAAGGACCCCAUAUGUCAUGGUUUUCUACUGGAUCUAAGAACCCUAUAUGUCAUUUAAUACUGACCCUUGGUCAGUUUUCUCCGAAGAAAUUUGUCCCCUGAGUCAAUAUUCUACGGGGGGCACUUUUCGUCGUAACAAAGAAAACCAUGGGAUUUUGAGAAAAUUUAACCAUGCACAUUUGCAUUGGCGUCGGAACCGGAUGGGGACUUUUUGCAAAGUUAGACUUAACCAUAACUAAUUUCCUUUUUUCUGCUUGUCAAGGUUUCUAAUGAGUCUUGUCCCCCCCCCCCCCUUCCCCAAAUUUCAAUUUUCCUUCCGACGCCUCUGACUCGCAUAAAAUAAUAUAAGUCCUUUUCUACAUUUUUCUAAGUAAGCGAUGUAGGCGAGGUCUCCGCGGUAAAUUACUUCACUUCGAGGAUAACUUUACCGGUAUCGCAUUUGGAGGGCCUAUCGACGGCCCGUGUCAUGCCUGAAGUAAUCGUGUGAUCGUGACCAUGCCUUUAACAUUUCCCGUGAAAAUCUCCACAACGGAAAUGCAUACCGCUGGAGAACCCUUACGAAUUGUAGAAAGCGGACUCCCUGAGUUGCAGGGUGCGACUUUGCUGGAUAAGAUAAACUACAUGAGAGACAACCUGGACGAAUACAGAAAACUGUUGAUGUGGGAACCACGAGGUCAUUUUGAUAUGUAUGGUGUCCUGCUGGUGACACCAGAUAUUGAAUCUUGCGAUUUUGCCUGUAUUUUUAUCCACAAUGAAGGUUAUUCUACAAUGUGUGGUCACGCUGUCAUAGCUUUGGGACGUUACGCCAUAGAAAAAGGGCUCAUUAAAACGAUCACUUCUCCGGAGACUCAAGUCAACAUCCAGUGUCCGUGUGGUCCCGUGACUGCUUACGUCACAUAUGACGGUCAGAAGACCGGAGCUGUCAGGUUCCAAAGUGUUCCAUGCUUUGUUUUCAAACCAGACUUGGCUGUAGAGGUCCCUGGCUAUGGUCACAUUACGGUGGACAUUGUUUAUGGAGGCGCUUUCUACGCUAUUGUACCUGCCGGACAGUACGGACUGGACAUCCGGGAAUCCAAGGUGUCAGAGCUAAGGGCGGCUGCUGGUGCCACAACAGACGUUUUGAGAAAACAAUUGGAGUUGUCCCACCCAGAGACGGAGGGUGUGUCGUUCGUGUACGGUACGAUUCUGACGGACGGAAACGACGACUACUCAGAGGAAAUCACAGACACCAUGUGUGUCUUUGCGGAAAGAGAGGUUGAUAGGUCACCUUGUGGGUCAGGGACAUCGUCCAGAAUUGCUCUUCAGUACUUCAAGAACAAGGUCAAGGUUAACCAAUCAAGGACGUUCAGAGGUCCUUCUGGAGACGUGUUUACUGCAAAGGUGGUCAAAGAGGUCAGCUGUGGAAAAUACCGAGCUGUUGUCACUGAAGUCAAAGGUCAUGGUUAUUUCUGUGGAAAUUCUACUUUCACCUUGGAAGAAAACGAUGUCCACGGAAGAGGGUUUCUUUUACAGUAGCAGACUUGCAGUUGGAUUAAUUUUACCUAUUAAGCACAAAAAUAGCAGAGAACCGAAUGGAACUAUAAACAAUAGUUAUAUUUUCAUCGUAUACUUGGUAAUCAAAAAUUUUGAUAUAGUACACUUUCUUAUAUAAUAUACAGCUUAUUGAAAUAAUAGUUUUGAUUUGAUCCUGUAUCCUAAUACAGUGUAAUUCAUUUAAACAAUAAAAUGCUUUCUAUGGUGAUCCAUUCGGGAUAAUACACAACCCGCGUUAGCGUGUUAUGUUAAUUUUUUCUGCACUGAAAAAAUUAUAACCCGCAUGAAUCAUCAAAGAAAGCAUUUUAUUGUUUAUAUUAACAUCUUCCUUUUAGAUAAUUAGUAAAUUGAUUGUGAAAAGUUAGUAAAAUUAACUAAAUUACUGUUAAUGUACAUAAGUACGUAAGCUAAAAGAAACAGCCUAAUCGUGUCUUGUGAGACUUUGAGUCUGACAUCAUCAUGAUUUUUUCAUGCAGUCCGUGGUUUUCCCUAGGUCGCUGUAGGUUUGGACAAAUCGAUAAACAGGGCGUGUCAUUUUCAGUCCUGUCACUUUCUUGUCAGUUGCAAGCUAUGUAGAUUUUGACCAAUCGAUGAACGAGGUGUGUAGAUUUUAGUCUGGCUGUUUCUAUAGAGCUAUGAAUUAACUAUAAGUUCCCGUAUGAAAUAGAGGAAAUAAUACUAGGUAGAUGUAAAUAUAAUUUAUCAAUAAGCAUUUUCAUACAUAAAUAUUCUCGAUCCUUGAUCUAUAAGUGCAAAUGCAUAAUUCAGUCCAAACUUGUAUAUAUAUAUUUAUUCGAAUGUUUUAAAUAUAUAUUUACAAUAUACAAGUUUUACCUUUUGAUGACUGUACAUGUAUAUAGUAAUAAAUUACAGAGUACAUUUGGAAUCAAGUCAUUUUUCUUUUCAAAAAAAUCCUUAAAGCUGUUCCACGGUGGAAACCUAAAUCUUUUCGAUUAAAAAACUUUUUCUGGCUUUUGUUAAUAUUGUGACAAAAUAAUACUUUUUAUUACCUAAUCAAAAAGAGUUUGUUGUUUUAUUAAAGAAUAAAUAUUUUCUCGUAUU
Messenger RNA from Magallana angulata, 2634 nucleotides. Its product is annotated as trans-L-3-hydroxyproline dehydratase-like. The record is from RefSeq and is a predicted model, not a curated record. Bases 535 to 1554 code for a protein of 339 amino acids. Gene Ontology annotation, molecular function: hydro-lyase activity. The transcript has 4 exons. Lineage: Eukaryota; Metazoa; Mollusca; Bivalvia; Ostreida; Ostreidae.